Molecule: messenger RNA, 1737 nt
Organism: Coccomyxa subellipsoidea C-169
Lineage: Eukaryota; Viridiplantae; Chlorophyta; Trebouxiophyceae; Coccomyxaceae
Product: DNA glycosylase
Exons: 13
Coding region: 1-1737 (578 amino acids)
Biological process (GO): base-excision repair; mismatch repair
Cellular component (GO): nucleus
Molecular function (GO): 8-oxo-7,8-dihydroguanine DNA N-glycosylase activity; oxidized purine DNA binding; purine-specific mismatch base pair DNA N-glycosylase activity
Source: RefSeq, a predicted model, not a curated record
AUGUCACAGCAAACCCAGCUGCCCCGCGUGAUAGAGUACUUCAACAAAUGGACAGAGAAGUGGCCCACUGUCGAGGCGCUGUCAAAGGCGAGCUUGGAUGAGGUCAACGCCAUGUGGGCUGGGCUGGGGUACUACAGGAGGGCGCGCUACUUGCUCGAAGGGGCCAAGUAUGUCAUGGAACACCAUGACGGCGCCUUCCCAAAGACCUCCAAAGACCUCCAGAAAAUCCCAGGGGUGGGAGCAUACACAGGCAACGCCAUCGCCUCCAUUGCAUGCUGCGAGGGAGUUGCAGUGGUGGACGCGAAUGUUGUGCGGGUGAUUGCGCGCCUGAGGCGCAUGGCCGGCGACCCACGUGCGGCUGCCAAGGAGCAUGCAGCCUUGGCAGAUGCUCUGCUCGAUCCUCAGCGGCCUGGCUGCUUCAACCAGGCAGUAAUGGAGCUGGGCGCCACAGUGUGCACGGUGCAUCAGGCGCCCAACUGCGCCGGCUGCCCCAUCAACGGGCAGUGCCAGGCCUAUGCAGCUGUGGAGGAGCACAGGGUGUCAGGGGGCGAUCCCUCCACAGCACCCAGUGUCACUGCCUACCCGGAGAAGGUGGAGAAGGCGAAGAGAAGCGAACAAUCGGUGGCUGUCUGCGUGCUCGAGGUGCAUGCAACAUCCGAUGCAAAGGAGCCCUCCCGCCAGUAUCUGCUAGUACAAAGGCCCAAGGAGGGCCUUUUGGCAGGUUUGUGGGAGUUCCCUUCAAUAGCAGUGCCUGCAGACGCCAGCGAGAAGGAGCGUCGCGCGGAGGUGGACUCUCUGCUGGACCGCUUGUUGGGGGCCGGGUUUGCAGAUCUGCAAGCUGCGGAACUCCCUGGGUUGAGCAGUGCAGGGGUGGCUGAGCAACCUCAAAUGAAGUGGGUCUUGGAUGGGCAGCUGGAAGGCGAGGGCUUGAGCAGCAGCGUCUGCAAAGUGGUCAAACUAGCAGCUGCCCAAGUUGGGAAAGAGAAGAAGGGUAUCAAGCGAUUCUUUGCCGUGGGAGACGUUGCUGCUGUUGACCAGAUCGAAGAUGCGAUCCGGACCAACAGAAUUGACUCUGGAGACCUCAAACGUCUCAAUCCCUUUGCUGGCGCAGACAAGGACAACUGGCUCAGGGAGGCUGAUGUCAGUUUCCUGAUUGGCAAAGGGCCUGGUGAGGCAGAUGGUACAGAAGCAGUCAGCGAGUCGGAAGGCGAGACCGUCAAGAGGCGGGUGCUCAUAGGUGGAGCUCUGACACUGGCGCUGGGAGCCUUUGCGCUGGUUCCGACUGACAGCCUUCGCAUCUUCAAGCCCACCAAGCCCCUCUUCCUCUACCUCAUACCCCUCGUCAGGAUACAGGCGCUCUUAACAGAUGUGAGGGAAGUUGUGGCAGAUGCGCGCUGGGAUGAGCUGUCCCCGGCUCUGCAGCGUAUUCAGGGCACUCCCAACAACGCUGAACCAAACUUGAGGGAUGCAGCUUACAGCAUCGAGGAUGCCCGGACUAGGGAGAAAGCGGAGGCGUUAGCGAGGGACAUCAUAGAGUGCCUGGACAGCAUAGACUACAACAAGUACUUCGAUGCAAUGGGGCGACCAGGGUCCAGGGGGGGCUCGCAAGAGAAACAAUUCUCGGACUUCUCCAUAAGAGCAGUGGAUGCUUCUCAGGUGAAGCUGAAAGAGUUUCUGGCGCUCAUGCCUCGGGAUGCUGUGGCUGCAGCCAGAGAGCAGGCUACAGUGCCAAUGUAA